AUGUGGACAUACAUAAUUUUUAUCUACCUAUCGCUGAUCCUGGAAAGCGUUACGGCGAAGUACUACAGAGAUAAGAGUGGAUGGAUAUAUUUCGAGAAAACCGGAUACCGUUACAAAAGAUUCGAUGAGCAGGCGAAAUUUAAUGAAGCCAUCCGGCUUUGCCAGAAAUAUGGAGCACAACUGGCUUCGAUUCAUAGCGAAGAAGAAAACGAUUUCAUUUAUCAAAUAUCCAAAAGGAACAAGAAUCCUGGCAAAGGAGAGAGGGGAUCAGAAUUCAUGUGGAUUGGACUAAGAAAAGUCGACGAUGAGUGGGUAUGGGUAGACGAAACCAAAGUGGAUUACACUGCAUGGGCAAAAUAUCAACCUGAUGACUGGAAGGGUGUCGAAAAAUGCGGUCAG
Ostertagia ostertagi is the source of this 399-nucleotide messenger RNA. The record is from the annotation of a GenBank genome assembly. Lineage: Eukaryota; Metazoa; Nematoda; Chromadorea; Rhabditida; Trichostrongylidae.